UAUAUUAUUUGUGGUUGACAGAUACGCUGCUUGUGUCUGUUUUGAGUAUUUCCUGCCAGCUCUAGGAAACAAUGUGUUGUCCGAGUAGGUCAUUAUCAUAGUCCGUUAACACGUGUAUCGAAACCGAAUUUAGUGUAGGCAUUAUUUAAGACUCCCUUGUUCGUUAUCGGCUAUUGUGAGGAAACAGCUCAUCACUUAUUCGCUUAUCUUCAUCUAAUUUAUUCUUAUUCUUCAUGAAUCACUUAUUUUUCAACAUGUUUUACACUAUGAAAUAGUUUUGGAGUAAACUAUGUGUAGCGUUUACUACGAUAAAAUUGCUGUUUUAUAAGAGAACUCACGGACGAUUUUGCGACAGGUAUGUGUCAGUUUACGGCUCUCCUAAUUCAUUUGUAUGGGAUCCGCAAACGGCUACUUACUGUCGUAACACGCUAGUUGACGUACGCUCUCUUCUAUGGUAAAAGUGCGGAGGUUGUGAUCUCGCUAUAUAAGUUCUCUGCUUGGGACGGUAAAUGAGCGGAAGUCAGUUGAGUAGUUCCAUCUGAUACAGGCAUAUUGUAGGAGCUCGAUUUUUCUUAAUCUCGAUUAUUAUAAUUUUUUUGUAUUAUUAUUGUAAAUUGAUAAACGUGGCUAAAGUUCAGGAAACAUGGAACAAGUUGGGAACAAGUACUGUUGCCAGGAUUCAUUCAGGUACUGUUGAUCAUGUAUCUAAUCUCACAAAGUUCACCAUGCCUUUAUUUUGCUGUAUUUGCGCUUAUCAAGGAAAAUGCACUUUGAGGAUGAAGGAUACAUGAAGGAUUACAUCCAGAUGAUGGCUUACAUGAUUUUGUUGUGUUUGACACUGGCCAUUUCAUUAUCGUUCUGGGUCCUGUCCAUAACCGCCAGCACAUACUAUGGUACACUAGAACCAGUAUCACCAUUUCGAUGGCUGUUUUCAGUGCUCGUCCCUCUCAUUAUCACCUUUCGAGCCUUUAAAAGAAAGAGUCUUGAUCAUGGGGGUGCAAUAGGAGCGAUGCUGGUCGGCUUCAUUCUUACUAUGGCCAACAUGAGCUUUUUUGCGGCUUUGUUGACCUUUUUCGUCACAUCCAGCAAACUAACAAAAUGGAAGGGGGCCAUUAAAAAACAAAUCGACUCCGAUUACAAAGAAGGUGGCCAAAGGAAUUGGUUGCAGGUCUUCUGUAAUGGUGGAGUUCCUGCAGAAUUGGCCCUGCUCUAUAUGAUUGAAGCUGGACCUGGGGAAAUAGCUAUAGAUUUUGGGAAGCAGUAUUCAGCCUCAUGGAUGUGUUUAUCGCUGUUGGGAGCCCUGGCUUGCAGCACAGGGGACACCUGGGCUUCAGAGGUCGGUCCAGUGCUCAGUAAGAGCAAGCCCAGGCUCAUUACCACCUGGAGAGAUGUUCCAGCAGGUACCAAUGGAGGAGUCACUCUUGUUGGUCUAGUGGCUAGUUUCUUGGGUGGAGUCUCAGUUGGUGUAGCAUUCUUCUGCACUCAGCUCCUGAUGGUUAAAGACCUGCAUUUGGCAGUUCCUCAGUGGCCCAUCAUCUUGUAUGGAGCUUUAGCAGGCCUGCUGGGAUCGCUGCUGGACUCUUUCCUGGGGGCAACCAUGCAGUAUUCAGGAUACGAUGAAGCCAUCAGGAAAGUUGUGAGUUACGAGACGCAGAGUGUCAAACGAAUUUGUGGGAAACUGAUCCUGGAUAACAACGGAGUGAAUCUUUUCUCUUCUGUGAUCAUAGCACUAUUCCUGCCUGGCUUUGCAUGGGUCUUCUGGCCGAGGCAGUGAAAUGCAGUUUUACUGUGCAUCAUAUAACUUUGAAGAUAAAAGGCUGUUUGUGUAAAAAAAAAAAAAACUAAAAAACAUUACCAUUGUUUUCAAUUGAAUUUUUAAGGAAUAAAACAGAACCAUUCUAUAUUAAGAAUGUGCUCAUCCAAAAAUGACAAAUUACACACUUCAAAUUGAUAGUUCAAAUUGAAAAUUCUCUGAAAAGCAUUUACUCACUCUCAAACCAUCUCAAACUCAUAUGACUUUCACUUCUGCCCAGCCCUCCUACAGUAUGCACGUUCAUGAGAGAAGCUCGUCCAAUUGCACCCUUUGGUGUGCCACUGGCGCACCCCUUAAUAUGGUGCCCAUAUGCGUUGCAUACAUGCAUAUAUGGCUUUUGCAUCUCUGGGUAUAGGAUCAGCUUCCCCUCCACAAAUUCAAAUUCAAGAAGUGAAAGGCUGACUCUAGAUCAGUGGCUGUGGACGAAUUCAUCUUACAUUGCUUGAGAGGUUACAGCCGAUGUCAUUUAUUUGUGAAAUUAAUUCACAUUUUUACAACAAAUAUUAAAUAGUGUAACUCUUCAAUUAAAACAAGUUCAUCACAAGUUUGUAGCAUUUCUUUUUUUAAUUAUAUCCAUUCACAUUUAAACCAAUAAGCAUCUAAUCAAACUCGAAAUGAGCCAACACCGAGAUGACUUUGGAAAUAAAUUAAUCAGACGAUUAAACUUGUGAAGAAGACACUCUCCACUGGAUUUUAUCACAACUUUCAAAAUGUUUUAAGUCAUCGCUGAAUGGCAUUGUCGAUGUGGAGCCAAGCGGAUAAGACAUUUCUAUUUCAUUUUGCUUCAAAAAACAGCACUUAUUAUUCAAGUUUGUUGUGAAAACAAAUUACUAAAAAUAAUUAGUAAUAUGUACUGACAUCUGUCAAUAAUAAACAAUUUAUUCAGCUGCAGUGUUUGUAUGAGUGAAUGUUGUACACCUGCAAUUUGAAAAUAAUAAAAAACAUUUGUGUGGAACGUA
Messenger RNA from Myxocyprinus asiaticus (Chinese sucker), 2772 nucleotides. RefSeq names its product transmembrane protein 19 (gene tmem19). NCBI's taxonomy places the organism in Eukaryota, Metazoa, Chordata, Actinopteri, Cypriniformes, Catostomidae. The record is from RefSeq and is a predicted model, not a curated record. Gene Ontology annotation, cellular component: membrane. The transcript is spliced from 7 exons. Bases 764 to 1774 code for a protein of 336 amino acids.